AUGAAAUUGCCAGUGAAAUCUAUCGCCAUGCUCGCAUUCGUUUCUAAGCCAUCGGAAUCGAUAAUCCGCGGCAAAUAUUUCACGGAUCAGUACAUGGCUCGCCCUCGUCUUCUUUUCAGAGCCCACCGUGACGAUUCCCACAUGUUUCAGUCAUGCUCUCAGGAGGAUCCGUCUUAUGAUCAUGAGGGAGUAAACAGUGGUUUGAAUCCGAAUCUACGAUAUGUAUUUUCUCCACCAAUCCGGGGCUUGAUCUGCGGUCGACACGAGUCUGACGUGUUGGUUGGGAAUCCGAGCACAGGUGAUCAAGAAAAAGCAUGGAGAAUGGUCAAAUGCAAGCAUCCUCAUCGUCUUCCUUGUGAAGUGAAAGGUGUAUUCGUGAAUGGUGUUGUGUAUUACUAUGCUUAUGUCAAGAGUGAAGGAUCUAUAAUAAGCUUUAAUCUCAACUCUGAAGAGUUUAAUGUCAUUAGGUUACCUGAGGAUCUCCGAUUUGUGCAUGAGUUUUCGUAUGAUCUUGUGAACUACAACGGAAAUGUAGCUUUAGCGAGCACGUGUUUUGACGAUACACUUGACCUACGGAUUCUUGAUGCCAGCAAACAAGAAUGGUCUAAUGCUUCUGUUGAUGUUCCUUCUUGGAGAGAUUUAAUCACUUAG
This is a messenger RNA of Arabis nemorensis, 651 nucleotides long. Lineage: Eukaryota; Viridiplantae; Streptophyta; Magnoliopsida; Brassicales; Brassicaceae. The record is from the annotation of a GenBank genome assembly.